GCAACCAGGUCCCUGCUAUAAAAAGUGGAAAGAACCCCUGUGACUUCACCUUGCUGAAUGUACCUGUGGUAAGCAAGUCAACUAACCACAGGGAGUCAUGGGUCAGGGAGUACUUCUGUGUAUCCUGACAUGGAUGUUAUCCAUCAGCCAUGGUGCUACACAAAAAGAUGCACCCUCAAUUUCGGUCAAAGGUGGAAAGCAGCUCACUAUCAUCCCUGGAAUGCAAACCAUUCCAAUUAAAUCUGCUAUUAGCCCUGCUCACAACGGCCGAGUGUGUAGCACAUGGGGUAACUACCACUUCAAAAUGUUUGAUGGAGAAAUCUUCCAGUUGCCCACAACAUGUAACUACAUCUUCACUUCACACUGCAAGGGCACUUAUGAGGACUUCAACAUUCAGAUGAGGCGUUCAGUGGUCAGUGGUGCCCCCAUCAUCAACAAGAUUACCAUGAAGCUUGAUGGUACAAUUGUAGAGAUUACACAGGGAUUCAUCUCAGUUAACAGCAAACAGGUUCAGCUGCCAUAUAGCCAGUCGGGAGUCCUGAUUGAGAAGGCCAACUCAUAUAUCACAGUCACUGCUAAACUGGGGCUGAUGAUCAGGUGGAAUGAAGAAGACUCAAUGCUGCUAGAGAUUGAUGAAAAAUACCAGAAUGAGACUUGCGGUCUCUGUGGUGACUUCAAUGGUAUCCUGGGUUAUAAUGAUUUCAUUAAAGAAGAAACGAAAAUUACCCCAAUUGACUUUUCCACUUUCUGGAAGAUGGAUGAUCCAACAGAAACCUGUGUGGAGCCUUUUCCAUUCUCCAGUGACAACUGCAUUAAUUUGAUGCCUAUUUGUGAGCAGCUGAUUUCUAACCCUGCAUUUGCCAGCUGUAUGGAACUUGUUGCCUUUGACCAGUUUGUCAGUGCCUGUGUUCAGGACAUGUGCAACUGUAAUGAGACAAGCAGUAUGGACUGCCUGUGCAACACCCUGUCUGAAUUAUCCAGACAGUGUGUGCAUGCUGGUGGAGCCCCUCAAAACUGGAGAACGUCCACCUUCUGUGCUAAGAAAUGUCCAUUUAACAUGGAGUAUCAAGAGUGUGGAGUAUCUUGUGCAGACAGCUGCUCAAAUCCAGAUAGAAGUCACCUCUGCGAGGAGCACUGUAUCGAUGGCUGCUUCUGUCCUCCAGGCACUGUGCUGGAUGAUGUUAAGGGUGGUGGUUGUGUUCCUUUACAAGAGUGUUCCUGUAAGUACGAUGGAAAAAUAUACGCUCCUGGCGACUCUUACUCCAGUGACUGUCGCAAAUGCACCUGUUCUGGUGGACAGUGGGCCUGCAAAGAUCUGGAUUGUCCUGCAACCUGCUCUAUUGAGGGUGGCUCUCACAUCACCUCUUAUGAUGGGAAACAUUUCACAUUUCAUGGGGAUUGUACCUACAUAAUAAGCAAGAACUGCAAAGGUGAUGGUUUUAUUAUUGCGGCUGAGCUUGUGAAGUGUGGCCUUACUGACACAGAGACCUGCUUGAAGAGUGUGUUUGUUACAUCUGAAGAUGGAGAGCAAGAGUUUGUAAUCAAGGCAUCAGGAUCAGUAUUUAAGAAUGGGAUGUUGACUCAGCUGCCACUAACAACAGCUGAUUUAUCAAUCUUUAAACCUUCCUCAUUCUACGUCAUCAUUCAAAUUGCAUCUGGACUCCAGCUGAAGAUACAACUCACCCCAGUAAUGCAGCUCUAUAUAACUGCAAGUGUCAACAAUAAAGGCAAAGUCUGCGGUCUUUGUGGUAAUUUUAAUAGCAUGGAAAGUGACGACUUCAAAACCACCAGUGGACUGGUGGAGGGUACAGCUGCUGCUUUUGGCAAUACCUGGAAAACUAAUGGAGCAUGCAAAAAUAAAAAGGACAAUUAUGAAAAUCCAUGCAGCCUGAGCAUUGAGAAUGAGAAAUAUGCUCAGCACUGGUGUUCCAUGCUGUCAGAUCCUAGUGGUCCAUUUGCCUCAUGCCACUCAGCGGUCCAACCUGACAUAUACAAGACUAAUUGCAUGUAUGACAGCUGCAACUGUGAGAAGAGUGAAGACUGCAUGUGUGCCACUAUCUCCUCAUACGUUCAAGCCUGUACUGCAAAAGGAAUUCAGCUGGAAGGGUGGAGAGUAACCAUUUGCACUAAAUAUACCAACUGUCCCAAAACACAAACCUACAGCUACAACAUGACCAGCUGUGGACACACUUGCCGCUCCCUGAGUGAACCAGAUGACACAUGCAAGAUACAGCACAUUGCAGUAGAUGGAUGUGGUUGUGCUGAAGGGACAUACAUGGAUGAGGAAAACCAGUGUGUGCCAGCUGUGAAAUGCCCCUGUUACCAUAAAGGCUCAGUGGUGCCAGCUGGAGAAGUUAUCAGCAAGGACGGAACCACCUGCACUUGCAGACAAGGAACACUAAGUUGCAUUGGAGCACCUUCCACCAAACCAACAUGUAAAGCACCAAUGAUCUAUUUUGAUUGUAGCAAAGCUGAAACAGGAACAAAAGGAUCUGAGUGCCAGAAGAGCUGUGAUACCCUGGAUGCAUCAUGUUACAGUACAGAAUGUGUCUCAGGUUGCAUAUGUCCAGUGGGUCUUGUCUCAGAUGGUAAGGGUGGUUGUAUAUCUGAGAGCCAGUGCCCUUGCACCCACAAUGGUGAAAUUUACAAGCCAGGAGACAAGAUCAAAGCUGACUGUAACACAUGCACCUGCAAGAACAGAAAGUGGGACUGUACCACAGCCCAGUGCCAGGCUACCUGUGCAAUCUAUGGAGAUGGACACUAUAUAACCUUUGAUGGGAAGAGGUUCACAUUCAGUGGAAACUGCGAGUAUACUCUCACUCAGGACUUCUGUAGUAACAACCCUGGCAAUGGCACAUUCAGAGUGAUUACGGAAAAUAUCCCUUGUGGUACAACUGGGACCACAUGCUCCAAAACUAUCAAGUUCUACCUAGGGAACAAUGAGCUAAUCCUCACAGAUGGACAUUAUGAGGUAAUCCAGAGAGUUUCAGGUGCUGAGAUCCCCUACAAAAUCUAUAAGAUGGGCAUCUACUUGGUCAUUGAGGGCAGUGAUGGAGUGAUCAUUAUGUGGGAUAAGAAGACUAGCAUCUUUAUCAAGCUAAGUCCAAAAUUCAAGGGUCAUGUCUGUGGCCUGUGUGGAAAUUAUGAUGGAAAUGCAAACAAUGACUUUACCACAAGAAGCCAGUCAGUAGUGGUAAAUGCUCUUGAGCUUGGAAACAGCUGGAAGGUGUCCUCCAGUUGCCCAGAUGCUAAAGGCCACAAAGACCCAUGCCUUUCCAACCCCUACCGUCAGUCCUGGGCUCAGAAACAAUGCAGCAUUAUCAAGAGCCAAGUUUUUAAAACCUGCCACCCUCAGGUGGAUCCAUCUCCCUAUUAUGAUGCCUGUGUGAAAGAUUCUUGUGCCUGUGACACAGGGGGGGAUUGUGAAUGCUUCUGUACAGCAGUGGCUUCCUAUGCAGAGGCCUGUAAUGAGGCUGGUGUUUGUGUUGCCUGGAGAACCCCUGAUAUCUGCCCUCUUUUCUGUGAUUACUACAACUCACCUGGCGAUUGCGAGUGGCACUACCAGCCUUGUGGAACGCCCUGCAUGAGAACAUGUCGAAACCGCAGUGGGAAGUGUUCCAAACAGAUUCCAGGACUGGAAGGUUGCUAUCCAAAAUGCCCACCCGAAGCCCCAUUUUUUGAUGAAGAUUCAAUGACAUGUGUUUCACAAGAUGAAUGUGGCUGCUAUGAUGAUGAUGAUAAUGAUCGACACUAUAAGCAAGGAGAAAAUGUUCCCACCAGCAAAAACUGCAUGGUUUGCCACUGUGAUGAUGAAGAAAUUGAAUGUGUCUACAAUGUUCAUGCCUGUUACUGCAUUUAUAAUGGAAACAAGUACCCUUAUGGUUCAACUAUAUACAACACUACAGACGGUCUGGGAAGCUGUAUAACAGCCACAUGUGGACAAAAUGGAACCAUAAACCGAGACAUUUAUAUCUGCACAACUACAACCAAUACUCCAAGCUUCAGUUUCAACACACCUACUACCAGUAACUCUGGUACAACAUCAUGUUUAGAAGAAGUCUGUGAAUGGUCUGUCUGGUAUGAUUUAAGUUUUCCAUCUGAGAAGACUGGUGGAGACUAUGAGUCAAUUGACCACAUUCGGAUUAAAGACCAGUCUAUGUGUACUAAUCCACUCCAGGUUGAAUGCAGAGCCCAAGAAUUUCCUGAACUUCCUCUAAACCAAACAGGACAAGUUGUAGAGUGUAACACAUCUGGACUUAAAUGCAACAAUAAAGAUAACCCAACCAAAUGCCUGAACUAUGAAAUCAGAGCAUUUUGCUGCAAGCAGUAUCCUUGUUCUACACCAUCUACCAUAACUUCCCCUGUUACUACAACAGAAACAACAACAAGUCCUACAACCCCAGAAACUACAACCCCUACAACAACACACACUGUAACAACCACACUUUCAACACCAAUCACACACACCACAUCAUAUUCCACCUCUACUACUCCCAUCUCCACUUCUCGAACUACCUGCAGGCGUGCAUGCUUCUGGACAAAGUGGUAUGACUUUCAUUUUCCAACAUUUGGAACAACAGGAGAUGAGGUUGAAACACUUGAAAGGGUGAAAAGUGCUGAAGGUGCAGUCUGUGACAAGCCAAGCCAAAUUGAAUGUAGAGCAGAAAAAUUCCCCAACAAGACAAUUGAAGAAGUAGGACAGAUUGUGUCAUGUGAUGUUUCUCAAGGACUGAUAUGCAAAAAUCAACAGCAAACUGGACCUUUGCAUCUCUGCUACAAUUAUGAGAUAAGACUGUUAUGCUGUGAUCUUUACAAAUGUGAAACUUCAACGACAACAUCAGAAACUACCACAACAACAGAGACAACCUCAUCUACUCUCACCACCACAACUACUACAGAAACAACAACACCAACCUCAACUACCACCACAGAAACAACCACAACGCCAAUCCCAACACCAACCACAACACCAACCACAACUACAACCACGGAAACAACCACAAUGCCAACCACAACACCAACCACAACGCCAAUCCCAACACCAACCACAACACCAUUCACAACUACAACCACGGAAACAACCACAAUGCCAACCCCAACACCAAUCACAACACCAACCACAACUACAUCCACAGAAACAACCACAACACCAACCACAACUACAUCCACAGAAACAACCACAACCACGGAAACAACCACAACACCAACUACAACCACAACACCAACCACAACGCCAACUCCAACACCAAUCACAACACCAACUACAACACCAACCACAACUACAACCACAACACCAACCACAUCUACAAGCACAGAAACAACCACAACACCAACCACAACUACAACCACAACACCAACCACAACGCCAACUCCAAUACCAAUCACAACACCAACCACAACACCAACCACAACUACAACCACAACACCAACCACAUCUACAAGCACAGAAACAACCACAACACCAACCACAACUACAACCACAACACCAACCACAUCUACAAGCACAGAAACAACCACAAAACCAACCACAACUACAUCCACAGAAACAACCACAACCACGGAAACAACCACAACACCAACCACAACUACAACCACAACACCAACCACAACGCCAACUCCAACACCAAUCACAACACCAACCACAACACCAACCACAACUACAACCACAACACCAACCACAUCUACAAGCACAGAAACAACCACAAAACCAACCACAACUACAUCCACAGAAACAACCACGGAAACAACCACAACACCAACCACAACUACAACCACAACACCAACCACAACGCCAACACCAAUCACAACACCAACCACAACACCAACCACAACUACAACCACAACACCAACCACAUCUACAAGCACAGAAACAACCACAAAACCAACCACAACUACAAGCACGGAAACAACCACAACUACAACCACAGAAACAACCACAACUCCCACCACAACGCCGACCACAACUACAACCACAGAAACAACCACAACACCAAUCACAACAACAACCACAGAAACAACCACAACACCAAUCACAACUACAACCACAACUACAACCACAGAAACAACUACAAAACCAAUAACAACUACUACAACAAUGCCUACAGUUACUUCCACUCCCUCUUGUUUUUCUUGCAGUUGGUCACAAUGGAUUGACAUUAACUUACCUUCUUCUGGUCCAGAUAAUGGUGAUAAUGAAACACUGGAGGAUAUUAGAAAGGCAGGAAUACAUAUUUGUGAGAAACCAGAAGACAUAGAAUGUAGAGCUGCACAUUUCCAGAACACACCAAUAAAAGAUUUGCAACAGAAAAUCCAAUGUGAACCUUCUGUUGGGCUCAUUUGCAAAAAUAAAGACCAAGAUAUUCCUCCAGUUUGUUUCAACUAUGAAAUUAGAGUGAAAUGCUGUUCAAAUAAAUGCACCACAUCAACAACACCUAUUACUACAACUACACAUAUCGAAUCAACAACACAUAUUAUUAUUACUGAAACUAAACCUACAAUACCAGUUGCACAUCAGCAAUCAACAACCUGUAGAAAGUGUAGCUGGACAGAAUGGAUUAAUGCGUCUUCUCCAGGCACUAAAUCAAAGGGAGAUUAUGAGACAAUUAGCAUCAUCAGAAGGUUAGGUUAUGAUGUUUGUGAGCAACCUAGUGAUAUUAAGUGCAGAGCAGUGAAAUACCCUGAAGAGCCACUUUCAUCACUUGGCCAAAAUGUCUCUUGCAAUAUGAAGCAUGGUCUCAUUUGUAAUAAUGCAGACCAGACAGGAAAAAUUAAAACCUGCUAUGACUAUGAAGUAAUGUUUUAUUGCUGUCACAGUUGUGAGACAACAACCACUGAAACAAAAACACCCACCACAACUACUGAAACAACCACUACAGAAACAACAACUCCCACAACUACUGAAACAACCACAGUUACACCCUACUACACACCAACUACCACCUCAACCACCACAGAAACAACUCCCACAACUACAGAAACAAAAACAACCACUACAGAAACAACAACUUCCACAACAACAGAGACAACAACUCUCACAACUACAGAGACAACAACACCCAUCACAACUACUGUAACAACUACAACUACGCCUAUCACAUCAACAACUACCGAAACAACAACAGCAACUCCUGCAAAUACAACUUGUUGUGAAACAACAACAACUCCCACAACAACAACCACCACAACGCCCAUCACAUCAACAACUACCGAAACAACAACAACUCCUACAACUACAGAGACAACAACACCCACCACAACUACAGAGACAACAACAACCACUACAGAAACAACAACUUCCACAACUACAGAGACAACAACUCCCACAACUACAGAGACAACAACACCCACCACAACUACUGAAACAACAACAACCACUACAGAAACAACAACACCCACAACUACAGAGACAACAACACCCACCACAACUACUACAACAACACCCACCACAACUACUGAAACAACAACAACCACUACAGAAACAACAACACCCACUACAACUACUGAAACAACAACUACCCCAACAACUACAACUACUGGGACAACAACCACCACAGAAACAACAACCACCCCAACAACUACAACUACUGAAACAACAACUACCACAGAAACAACAACCACCCCAACAACUACAACUACUGAGACAACAACUACCACUGAAACAACAACUACACCAACAACUACAACUACUGAAACAACAACUACCACAGAAACAACAACCACCCCAACAACUACAACUACUGAGACAACUACCACUGAAACAACAACUACCCCAACAACUACAACUACUGGGACAACAACCACCACAGAAACAACAACCACCCCAACAACUACAACUACUGAGACGACAACCACCUCAACAACUACGAUUAUAUCAAAAACACCCUGUAAAUGUCCUAGUCUCAUACCUUCUACUAAGCAGGUUGAUAAAUGUUUAACUCCGAUAUGUGACGAUAAUUGUAACAUUGUAUACAACCCUGUAAAAUGUAAUCCCGGGAAUCCCCCUCAAUGUAUCAAUGGACUUCCCCCCAAAAAAGUGUAUGAUAAGUCUGGCUGCUGCUUCCACUAUGAAUGUGAUUGUUUCUGUUAUGGAUAUGGAGAGUCCCACUAUGUGACAUUUGAUGGAAUACUCUAUGACUUUAAAGCAAGCUGCACCUAUGUAUUGGUGAAGCAAAUCCACCCAAUUUAUUCAAACUUCCAAAUCAACAUCAAUGAUAAGUUUUGUGAUCAAGUAGAUGGCCUUUCUUGUGAACGGUCCCUCACAAUAUACUUCAAAAUGUAUGAGAUUGUGUUAUCCCAGGAGCCAGUAGAAGGACACGUCAGGAAUACGAUUUUUGUCAAUCAAGACAAAAUCAGUUCAGCCUUUAUUUCUGAUGAAAUUGUGAUCGUUGACACUGGAAUAUCUAUCACUGUGGAUAUUGCAUCAAUUGGAGUCUUUGUGACGAUGAAAGGCUUAAUGUUCAGUGUUAUCCUGCCCAUGGAAAACUUCCUCAAUAACACAGAAGGAUUGUGUGGAAACUGUGACAACAACAAGAAAAAUGACUGCUUACUUCCAAACCAUAAGCUUGACUCAUCUUGCUCCGAUAUGGCUCCUCACUGGAGAAUUAAGACUAACACAUCCGACUGUGAACUACAAACCACAACACCAACUACUCCCCACACCACGACAACAUCUGAACCAUGUAUUUCUACUGUCUGUGAUAUCUUCUACAGCAGCAUUUUUGAAGAAUGCCGGAAUGUUAUUGAAGUGACUUCAUUCUAUGAGAUUUGCAAGACUGAUGUCUGUGGGAAGCCACACAGUGUUUGCACAAUUGUAGAAACAUUUGUUUCUCUUUGUUCUUCUGCUGGUAUCUGUGUUGACUGGAGAACUUCCACAAAUGGAUUGUGUGAGUACAAAUGCCCACCGAAAAAGGAGUACCUGGCUUGUGGACCACAAAUUCCAAAGACAUGUGACUACAGACUGAAUUAUCAAAUCCAAGACCAGAGUGGUUGGGAUCUGCCCAUGGAGGGCUGCUUCUGUCCGAAUGGAACAAUUGCCUGGAACUCAUCAUCUGAUAUUUGUGUUACACCUGACUCCUGCACUGACUACUGCAAAGGACCUGAUGGGCUACCCAAGAAGGUUGGAGAGGUCUGGAAACUCCCGGGUAACAACUGCACAGAAUUUGAAUGUGUGGACUUUGGAGGCCAAAAAGUUGUUGUGGAGUCAAGGAUCACUUGUCCUGUCUUUGACAUUGACGAUUGUGUGCCUGGAACUGUGACCUCAGAUUCCAAUGGAUGCUGUCACUCAUGCACUCUGAAGAACUGCAAACUUCAGAAGAAGCUAACAAUUCUCCAUAACAAUAAGUGUAAAUCAAAGGAACCUGUUGAGCUGAAUUCAUGUGCGGGUGCCUGUGAAACCUUUUCAAUAUACUCUGAGCAGGCUAACACAAUGAUGAGUUCCUGCUCCUGCUGCCAAGAAGAAGUGACAAGCAAGAGGCACGUUGAGAUGGUAUGUGAGGAUGGCACUACUUAUGACUAUUCGUAUGUCUAUGUGGAGAGCUGCAGCUGUCAGCAGUCACAGUGUCUGGACCAUGAACAGCAACAGCAGCAACAGCAGCAGCAACACCAACAACAGCAACAGCAGCAACAGCAACAACAGCAACAGCAGCAAGAUGAAGAAGAGUUGCAGAAGAAAUCCCCUCCCAAAGGCAUCAAGACACAACAAAUUUAGACACUAUAGACAUAUAAUGUUGAAUUUAGGACUCUUCUGAUAUUUUCUUUCCUCUUUAUGCUGUCCCAUCUGAAGACAAUAAAUACCUGCUUUGUAAAAAGAUUCUUUAUAGCUGCUCAAUGUAGAAUAAGUGAUGCUGGCAAUGUUACUUAAUUUAUAACCAAUUUGCAAUCAACAAAACUGUUGUUCUUACGCAAGCAUUAUUUGAUUGAACAAGAAUCGGGUUCAGAAGGACUGUGAGCUUUAAUUAAAAAAAUGGACAUUGAAGGCACCAGCUUUUUUAGGUCCAAGAUGCUUUUCCUCUCAUUAACGCAAAUGUACUUUUAUAUCUGCUGCAUUUAAAAACAGAAUAUAUAAUAAACUUUCUUACAAUGCA
Molecule: messenger RNA, 10082 nt
Organism: Erpetoichthys calabaricus (reedfish)
Lineage: Eukaryota; Metazoa; Chordata; Cladistia; Polypteriformes; Polypteridae
Product: mucin-5B-like
Exons: 48
Coding region: 98-9706 (3202 amino acids)
Cellular component (GO): extracellular matrix
Molecular function (GO): protein binding
Source: RefSeq, a predicted model, not a curated record